Messenger RNA from Ricinus communis (castor bean), 541 nucleotides. Its product is annotated as protein LIM3. The transcript is spliced from 2 exons. The record is from RefSeq and is a predicted model, not a curated record. Bases 90 to 428 code for a protein of 112 amino acids. Lineage: Eukaryota; Viridiplantae; Streptophyta; Magnoliopsida; Malpighiales; Euphorbiaceae.
UCAUAAUUAUAUAUAUAAACAUCAGCACUAAUUCAGAGUUCCAACAAACAUUAACAAAAAGUAAGUUUAGUUACAGAGAGAGAAGAAAGAUGGCAAUUAGGUUUACUUAUUGCUCGGCUUUGGCAGUUUUACUAAUUGCCGGAAUGUUGAUUUCCGGCGAGCUUGUUUCCGCGAUUAACUGCGACAAUGAUCUUAUUGGACUUGCAUCGAAAUGUCAGAAAUAUGUUGUAAAACAAGGAUCGUCGGCUAAACCAUCACCAGAAUGCUGUAAAGUGGUGAAGAACGUGAACGUGCCAUGUGUGUGCUCUCAUGUCACCAAACAAAUUGAAGAUUUAAUCAGCAUGAAGAAGGUCUUCGAUGUUGCAAAAUCAUGCGGCAAGAAAGUCACUCCUGGAACUAAAUGUGGAAGUUACACCGUUCCAAACUGAUAUACAAAUUAACACGACACUGGGCAUUUGAAUAUGUAUUGUUAUGACUUGUGAGUUGUUUGAAUGUUUGUUUUAUUUUUAAUUGAAAUAAUGAGAACAAUCUCUUGCAUUUA